Porites lobata is the source of this 5914-nucleotide messenger RNA. Lineage: Eukaryota; Metazoa; Cnidaria; Anthozoa; Scleractinia; Poritidae. The record is from the annotation of a GenBank genome assembly.
AUGGUCAAUUCAGAAGAGUCAUGCAGUUUUGAGUGUGUUGAGGAAGAGAAAUGCAUUUCUUACAACUUGAAAUCUUCGCCAAACGAAACUGAUGACUUCAAGUGUCAGAUAAGCACUUCUGAUCGCUUCGUUAGUGUUACUAACUUUACAAACCACGAGAAAUUUAAAUACGUGGGAUGCAGGUGAGUAGCGGGAAUAAUUUUUUAUCCUUUUUAGUUCGUGGAAAAGUGAGUAUUCAUAUAUAACUUAAUUAAGGCCUGUUGCAAACGUCGUGCUAAUACCGUGCUAAGCUGGCUAGACUGUAGCUCGACUGCAGCACGACACUCGAACGACUUGGUUUCAGACGUCGAAUUUAAUUCAGUCGAAUAGAACGGCUGUUGCCGAAAACAAAACACAAAAAUAAAGAAACGGUUUGGCAAACUUUUAAAUGUGCUCCAAUGUACAGUAUUUAUAAUUUAUGAAUUUAGUUCGGCACGGCAGCAGCACCACUUGGUUUCAAACGCCGCGCUACUGCCGUGCUAAAGUCCAAUUUAAUUCGAUCAAUUUAGUUCGGCACAGCAGUGGCACGACGUUAAAAACGGGCCUAAGAAUUUGCCAGUACAAUGCAUGGUUUCUUCCCCAAGAAGAAAAGACGUAAGACCUUAAAGAAGUGCUUUAUACUCCUUCCCUUUCAUUUUCAUUUCUAUUUCCUUCUUUUUUAUUGCUUUUUUUGCCUGUCUCGCUCACUUUCGUUGAGACCGUGUAGUUAGUAAUCUUUCACUGAGCAACUGCAGACGGAGCUAUCAAAUGAAGAAACGCAAACUACAGUGCGUAUAAGGAAAACUGACAAGCUCAGUGUAUUCAGCAAACCAGCAAACCAGCAAACCCCUGCAGCAAACUAAAUUUCUCUCAGAGUAGGAGAGAGUCCUUUAACAUCUGUUCCUUUGACUUCCUACUUUUUUGCGUCCCUAAAUUGCCGUGGAAAUUAGAGUUUUAAAUCAUGACAGAAAAAUGGAACAAAAAACCUUGAGUUGAUAAAAAUUCCCAACUCAAAGCACAUCCUAACCUAAAUCACGGAACUCGCACGCCAAUUCGUUUGUAUAUCUAUAAAAGAAAAAAGCUUCUUCUACUAAACAUUUUAAUUCAGUAAUAAUUGUAUGAAGAGAAUGUAUGAAUUUUACCCUUUUUUGGGAAAUUCUUUUUCAUUAUCAGGAUGUUUUUAAAUGCUUGCCAAUUAUUUUAUAUAUCGGGGUAUUAAACACUUGUCAUUUUCAAGAACAGAAGCAAAGACUUAUUUCGUUUAAGAGACUGCAGCAGGUACUGCUUCACCAUACCAAGUUCUAUGUGGCAAGGUGAGAAUGCAGCGAGUGAUUAAUGAUUUACUGGAAAACAGUGGCACGCAGUAGUAUUAACCAUCGACCAAGGCUGAUGACACUUACUCUUCCGCAUAUCACAAAAACCUUAUCCCUGUAUUCUGUGGGUUUUGUCAAACAACACUCAUUACAGAUUCUUUUUCGAACUAUUUUUGCUGCAAUCAAUGUAUGGUUAUUUAUGGUAUGCUAUCUUAGAGAUCCUUCAAAUCGCGCGUCAAACCAGCAGCUGUUUCGUGGUGCCUUUGGUAAAUUAAGGUAUAUUGCCCCUUUCUUGCGCAAGUAUCGCAUUGGUUGCAAAACAUGGCAUCUGCUCAUCAAAAGCCAAUGUUAUUAACAGGUACUCUAUUUUCCUUAUAAUCUACCGGUAUGUUUCAUUGGUGCAGGUGCGGUAGUGCAAUAUUUGUACUAACUCAAGUUUUGGAUGCCUGUUUUUUUGGGAGAGGAGGGGAGGGGGGGUGGGGAGGUGUUAAAAAACGUUUUGUAUCGAGAGGCUCUGCCCUGACGUCCAACACCGUACCUUUUAUAUACUACCGAAAACCGAAUUAAAUCACAAUGAAAAAUAAAAUUAUCGCAAAAAAAAAAAAAAUACUACACGACGUAUAUAAAUUUACGGCUCUGGAAAUUUUCGUGACCUCCUCUUUAAAUAUGGCUGGGAAUUAUUUUUCUUGAUUAUUAUAUUUUGCUCUGCAAUAUACAGAUCGGUACGUUCGCAGACAUGGACACUGAUCAUUGUCGUUCGUCUUCCCUACCAGAGGUGCGAAUUCCUCGAAAUGCAGCCCGUGCUCAUUUCGUAGUCAUUAACCAAAGCGCUCGACAGUUCUGUCUGAGCUCUGAUACAAGGUAGCUUGCAAUUCCAUUACCUUUUUCUUGAAUUUGAAGCAACGUACCGCAGUUAAAGCCGUUGAAGAUGCAUUGCAACACAUCAAAAUGUAUAUAACAGCAGGAGCUUGAGCCAAAACUGCCAAGGGAUAUUAUGUCGAGGAACCCUGAAGUCAUUCAAUUUCGAAGAAAGACUUGCAGAAAUUCAUAGUGCUUCUAAAACUAAAAAACUCUCCUCCCCCCAAUGUGGCUCGGGUUCAAAUCCCAGCGUGAUGCCAUAUGUGAGAUGAGUUUGUUGCCGGUUCUCUACUUUGCUCCGAGAGGUGUUUUUUUCUCCGUGCACUCCGGUUCUCCUCACUCCUCAAAAACCAACAUUUCCAAAUUUCAAUUCGACCAGGAAUAGCUGUGCUGCCUCCAACUCGUUAUUUAUUUAUUUAUUUCAGUUAUUUAUUUAUAGUUUUUUUUGUUGUUUUUCUUACAGAGCACCUGUGAAGUGGAUAGCUCCAUCUGCGAUGACAAUGAAGUGUGUAUUCCAAAUUACCAAGAUAACAAUGUGCGAUGUGUUUGUAAGGUUGGAUAUACAGGAACACCUUGCAGUAAGUUACAUAAAAAAUAUGGCUAUGUCAUAAACUGUCUGUGACUAGUAACUGCAUAAUGACAAAAAACGUAGAUCCCUUCUCACCUUCAGUUUUAAGGGUGUUGUACUCAACAGGACGGUAGACGGUAAGACGUUUGUGUGUGAAAAACGUAACAGGGCUGUUACAUGACUGUCUUGAUGAUGAUUAGAUAACUGUAAAUUGUUUGACUUGGCACUUUUUCAUGAAGCGAUUCAAAUUCUUCACACUUCUCAUCAAAUAAAACUACUUUCUAAAGGGUAACGAGUAUUUCGCAAUAGUAAAACUUACUGACUUUGUCUUCUACAGUAAUUCUCAUUAUUCAAGUACAGCAAACGUCCUUUCCAAGCCAUGCAUCUCUCGUGUGUGUGAAAAACGUAACAGGGCUGUUACCUAAGUGUCUUGAUGUGAUUUUCACUCAUAAUAACAUUAAUGUUAUCAGGUCUUUAUUUCCAAAAAAUCUGUUAAAGGAGGUGACGUUGACCAAACGAUUUGUUAAACAAAUUAUUGUCGCGCUUAAGUUCUUUCACACAAGGUUUGCCGUCUUCUUUCCAUGCCACUCACUUCUUGUGGCGUAAAUUCACUAUUGUCACCCACUCCGACUCUGUGGGACUAGGGACGCUAAGGCCGUAACAGAUCUCUGGUAGUGAAUACCCCCUAGGAGAAAAGCUCAUUUAAUUCAGAACUAAGUUACAAACUACCCCAAGUAGACAGAAGCACAGCAGUCCAGCUCAGGCAAAUUCCCACACACAGUGUUGUAGUUUGUCCCUGAAAAGUUGGAGGAAACACAAUGAGACAAUUACAUUCUUAAUCAGGCUACCUUAAUGUGGGUACAGCAUGUGAAAUUAUAUAAUGUGAUAGGAUGAUCGUUUUUGAAGUUUGCUGACACCCAUGUUUUAAAUGACCAGAGCCUAAAUACUGCGCCCAGCUCCUUAACGAUGGUGUCACAUCCAGUGGUGUGUAUACCAUUAAUCCAGACGGCGGCACACCCAUCCCAGUGUUUUGUGACAUGGCCAUUGAAGGCGGAGGCUGGACCGUUUUCCAGAAACGUUUGAACGGUUCUGUUGAUUUCUACCUUAACUGGACUUCCUACAAGAACGGUUUUGGGGAUCUCAAUGGCGAGUAUUGGCUUGGAAACGACAAUCUUCACCGUUUGACAGCUGGUGAAGAUGUUAUCCUGAGAGUCGACCUGGAGGAUUUUGAUGGAAACAUUACUUACGCCGAGUACACAAUUUUUAAAAUAGCAAACGAGACGGAUAAAUACCGUAUUCUGAUUGGAGCAUAUAACGGAACUGCUGGGGACUCGUUGAACUACCACAAGUAAGGCUAAAAUCUUAAUAAAUUGUAACAGAUUUAUAAGCAUUUAAUUUAAAGGAAGGUAUAGGUAGGGGGGUGGGGGUGGGGUUGGGAUUGGAGGUGGCAAGAAGUUGUACCGAGGAGUUUGGAGACAACAGGAUGUUCAUGGUAAUGCUAUAUUCUGUAUAUGAGCAUCAGCGGCUUAUGAAAAUUUCGCCCAAAGAUGCAGCGCAAAGGCUAUUUAAUCUUCAAUUUACCAUAUAGCUAGCUUACAAAGAGGGGUACAAAUGAUUCACACCUCCCAACCACUCAGUGACGGCCCGAUGGUAUAGUGAUGUAUCACUACUAUGGUCAGGGGCAUCCAACGGCAAUUUUCGGGAAAAUAUCUGUUCGGAAGACGAUUUGAGAUCUAGAAUUUUCGGAGCAUUUGUUGUAAAAUUUCUUGCUUGCCUGCCUCUCCUAGGAUUUUCGAACAUCUACAAAAUGGUAUAAUUACCCAUUUUUAACGGAUUUUGACCCUAAAAAAGGCCACCUAGAAUUUUCGGGAGCCUUUUCCUGGCUGAAAUUUUCGAAAAGGUAAGUUUUGAUCCCUAUAAUUUUCGGAUCACUAGACUUUCAGCUAGGAAAUCCGAACAGAUGAAAAGUUUUUAGGGGAUAAAAAUAUGCCUAUAUCUACCGUUUGAAUACUAAAAUACGUUCAACAAUGCUAUGUUAAGUGGUUUUGAGCUAUAUCCUCGUUGGGUGCCCCUGUAUGGUACAGUGAUGUAUCACUAUACUUCCUCCUGAAUUUACCUUUCUUUGCACCAACAUUUUUGAAAAAAGCUCAACCUGGAAUGACACUUUAAGUAAGCCACUUAGACUUGUUUACGAUUAACAUUUCAUUUAUUCUGCAUGAAAAUUAUAAGCAACUACAUCUUUUCAUCUAGUGCAAAAACCUCGUUUUUUAUUGCUUCCAAAGAGCUGAAAAUUGCACCAAUUGCUCAAAGUAACCAAACUCUAUCAUUCAACUUUUGAAUUUAAUUUGUGCAUACGGUGACGACGUGUAUGCUAAUGAGCAAAAAUGUUAGCAGUGACGUUAGCAAUCGCUCGCCUAUAUCCACUUUAACAUGCGUUCGUCCCUAAAUUAGUGACAAUUUCACUUUCUUUUUCCCUUCUUAGCAAUAUGAAGUUUUCCACUAGAGAUGAAGACAAUGAUCGUAGUGGUGGUACUGAUUGUGCUGGGAUGCACAAAGGCGGCUGGUGGUACCAAAACUGCCAUACUUCGAAUCUGAAUGGCUUAUAUCUCAAAGGACGACAUCCCGAAGUACCUGGUGGAGUGGCAUGGUUGUACUUCAGAGGGUAUCGAUACUCUUUGAAGCGUACGGAGAUGAAAGUGAAGCCUAUCAUUUUGAAUUAACUUAACAUUUGAUUUUUAACUAAACAAUUUGUCCAAUCAAAGGUCAAAAGUGUUAGGUCAGAAAGGGAGUCUCCCAGUCUUAGAGAGGGCUACCCUUCCCUCGUUGUACAAUAGACGUCUUCAAGACAUUGUAGUACUGAUGUAUAAAGUCAAGUAUGUCUUGUGCCUGAUAAUAUUUCCAACUUAUUCGUUCGUAAGGAUUCUGCGCAAAAAAAAGGGAAGAUAAAAAGUUCAGUUCUUAUUUUACGUCGUUGGUUUGAGGCAGGCUUAUCUGACCCCUCAACAAUCCUGAAGCCGACCGUGCGUUCUUUUUACCCCUCCCUCUCCAUCAGGCGUCCGUUUUACCAGUGUUUUUAAGCUAUAUGGAAAGGAAACAAGUGGGAAUCGAACGCGGAAUUUCCCAAACGCUCGCCUCCCUCUCCCUCUCCAUCAGGGGU